This is a messenger RNA of Gallus gallus (chicken), 493 nucleotides long. Its product is annotated as olfactory receptor 14C36-like. The transcript has a single exon. The annotation marks the transcript as partial. Gene Ontology annotation, cellular component: membrane. Lineage: Eukaryota; Metazoa; Chordata; Aves; Galliformes; Phasianidae. Gene Ontology annotation, molecular function: olfactory receptor activity. The record is from RefSeq and is a predicted model, not a curated record. Gene Ontology annotation, biological process: G protein-coupled receptor signaling pathway.
CUAAAGCUGCUUCAGAUUCUACUUCUUAUAGAAUCAUGAACCUCAUGAAGUUAAACUGAAGUGAUGGAACUAAAUGAACACUGUCCUUAAAGAAAGAAAGUCUUUAUAGAAUGGUGGGAUGAGUGUCACUGAGAAUGGUCUUGUCUUGUCAUUAUCUCCUGCACUCUGAACAGGACUCCAUGCCCAGGAACCGCAGAUGCCCAACAGCAGCUCCAUCAGCGAGUUCCUCCUCCUGGCGUUGGCAGACACGCGGCAGCUGCAGCUCCUGCACUUCUGGCUCUUGCUGGGCAUCUACCUGGCUGCCCUCCUGGGCAACGGCCUCAUCAGCACAGCCGUAGCCUGCGACCACCGCCUGCACACCCCCAUGUACUUCUUCCUCCUCAACCUCGCCCUCCUCGACCUGGGCUGCAUCUCCACCACUCUCCCUAAAGCCAUGGCCAAUGCCCUCUGGGACACCAGGCACAUCUCCUACGCAGGAUGUGCUGCACAGGUC